Closterium sp. Yama58-4 is the source of this 1491-nucleotide messenger RNA. The record is from the annotation of a GenBank genome assembly. Lineage: Eukaryota; Viridiplantae; Streptophyta; Zygnematophyceae; Desmidiales; Closteriaceae.
AUGUGUCGUCCGCACGUGCUCCUCACACCUUCUGCCGUUCUGAUCGCAUUAGUGCAAGCAACUUCGUCCUCUCAAAUACGAUUGGCUCUCCCUCCUUUCCCUUACCGCCAAUUUUCCUUAUCAAUCCCGCUCCCGCACUCACGCCCUCCCUGUCUCCCUGCGCCCGCCGCAUCAUCUCCCUCCCCAUCCCGUCGCAUCAUCUCCCUCCCCAUCUCGUCGCAUCAUCAGGUGUUUGACGGGCACGAGGGGUCAGUGGAAGCAGCGGAGUUCGCAGCGGGGGCGAUAGUGCGCCAUCUGCUGGCGGACGCCGCCUUUACGUCGCACCUGCCGUGCGCACUGCACCGCGCCUUCCUCGCCACGGACCACCAGCUCGCCUCUGCGUGGUCCGCCGGCCAUGCCGCCAAGUCCGGCACCACUGCUCUCACUGCUGUGCUUGCCGACAGGUCAUUGGUGGUGGCGAACGCGGGCGAUUGCAGGGCCGUGUUGUGUCGCAGGGGGCGCAGCAUUCUACUAUCGCGCGACCACCGCGCGUCACACUGCCACUCGGAGCGGCAGCGAGUGGAGGCAGCAGGAGGUCAUGUGGUGGAUGGGUAUUUGAACGGCUACCUCAUGGUCACACGCGCACUCGGCAACUGGCAUCUCAAGGACCUCAAAUCAUCACACAUAACAAGUGAUUCCCCCUCUCCACCACCUGCUGCCUCUGCGCCAACUGCACAUGACCCCUCGCCUCCUACGCUCUCCCCACCCACACCAACUGCGCUUGCCACUGCUGCUGAGCCCCACUCGCACUCCCGGACUCAAGACGAUGCGUCUCCUGCGAAUGAACUGCAAAACGGAGAGGCCUUCCCACAGCACACACCACAUCCUCGGCACCACGCAUCCCCUCAACAUCACAGUCACGCCGGGGCAGUGCGCUCUCGCUUCCACGGGCACAAGCAGCACUGGAGCCACCUCUACCGCUCCCUCGGCUGGCCUUUCCACUCCCACACUCACGCACAGCACCACACGCACGCGUCGUGUGCGCGCUGGGAGCACAAGCAGCAGCGGCACGUGUGCUCCGGGGUGAGCAAAGGGCCUCUGAUUGCAAGCCCGGACGUGUGGGAGAUCACUCUGACAGACGAGGACGAGUUCCUGCUGCUGGCCAGUGAUGGGCUGUGGGACGUGUUUCGCAGUGAGAAUGCGGUGGACUAUGCACGCAGGCAGCUGCGCACGCACAACGACCCACAGAAGUGCGCCGAGGAGUUAGUAGCAGAAGCGCUGAGGCGAGGCGCAUGGGACAACCUCACCGUCGUUGCAGUGUGCCUCACGGCCUCGCCGCCUCCCCCGCUCGUGGAGGAGGAGGGGCAGGGGGGCCAUGUGAAGCGCGCAUUGGGGCGGCGGUCCAACAGCAGGCUGCCCUGGGCAGUGAAGGCACGCGCUGCUGCUGGUGCUGCGGGUGCUGGGCAUGGGGCUGGCAGUGUUGCUGAUGAGUCUGCUGUGUGUGCCAGCUGA